AUGCUUUCGCUUAGAACCAUCUCUUCUUCCGUCCGGCAGUCAAUCUUCGCCAUCACUCGCUUCAAAACAACCAUCGAUGUGUCGAAAGUUCCGGUACUGCGUGACGAGGACCUCGAGGAAGCAUUCGUUCGUGGAAGCGGCCCCGGUGGCCAAUCGGUUGCCAAGACCAACAACAAGGUCGUUUUGACUCACAAACCGACCGGAAUAGUGAUUCAGUGUCACUCCUCGCGAUCGCUGUUUAAAAAUCGCGAGGAAGCCCGCCGGUUGCUGAUUUUAAAGCUGGACGAGCUGGAAAACGGAGACCAAUCCGUCGAAGCGCAGCGCCAGAAAAUUGAAGCAAAGAAACACUCGGAGACGACGCGCCGGAAGAUGAAACGGCAGGAGCUGAAGCGAUCGUGGAAGGAUCGGGAGUUCGGAGGGCAAGAUUGAGACGAUUUGAAGAUGUGUUUUAAAAUUUAGUUGCUAAAUAGAAUGUUGAAAAUUACCACGAACUAAAA
Molecule: messenger RNA, 497 nt
Organism: Culex pipiens pallens (northern house mosquito)
Lineage: Eukaryota; Metazoa; Arthropoda; Insecta; Diptera; Culicidae
Product: mitochondrial translation release factor in rescue
Exons: 1
Coding region: 1-429 (142 amino acids)
Biological process (GO): translational termination
Cellular component (GO): mitochondrion
Molecular function (GO): translation release factor activity
Source: RefSeq, a predicted model, not a curated record